UUGUCACUAUCAGUAAAUAAUGGAGGUGUGGUUUGAAGGGUGAAGCCAGCCCCUUCUCAUGAGAACUAUUUAUACCUUUAAGAGAUCAAACUAAAACUCACUUGUUCCUCACCAUCACAACAUGUAUCUCCUCACUCUGGUCCUUGGGAUUGUGCUUCUCCCUGAAGCCAGUACCCUGAGAUGUUAUGACUGCCCACCACCGACUGGAACCUGCACUAAAACAGCAACAUGCCCUUUAGAAAAGAAUCGGUGUGCUGCACUAAGACUUGUGUCUUAUUUAGGUGCCUCAGAACUUCAGGAUGUCUCUGAAAAAUCAUGUGUUGAGCCUGAGUUGUGUGGGCAGCACUCACUCAAUACUGGACUCUCCAGAGACAUAUUAAAUGUCGAGUGUUGCCGCACUGACCUCUGCAACACACAACCUGCCCCAGAGGUCGUCCCAGACGGUCUAAAUGGCAGAAAGUGCUACUUUUGUGAUGGAAAAACAUGUAGCAAUACUGUAAACUGCCUGGGGAAUGAGUACUACUGCAUGAAAACAACAGUGUAUACAGAUGGCCAACAGCCAGUGACUAUGAAGGGCUGCGCCUCCACAGGUUUCUGCUCAACCACACCAACUACACAGAUGACACGAGCCACUAUUGGAGAAAUUAGCUGCUGUCAGGGCGACUACUGCAACAGUGCCAGCAGUACAAGUGCUGGGCUCAUGCUGCUGGUGGCACCACUGAUCUCUUUGGUUCUGAGCUGACGGAGAAAGAAGAAUCACUGCCCAGAUUUGCUUCACAUCACUGUGUAGACUCGUAGCACUUACUGCCUCACAUAUGACCUUAAGUGAUAUGUGACAAGUAGAAAGUUUAGUAACC
Mugil cephalus (flathead mullet) is the source of this 857-nucleotide messenger RNA. RefSeq names its product urokinase plasminogen activator surface receptor-like. The coding region runs from base 122 to 742 and encodes 206 amino acids. The transcript is spliced from 5 exons. The record is from RefSeq and is a predicted model, not a curated record. Lineage: Eukaryota; Metazoa; Chordata; Actinopteri; Mugiliformes; Mugilidae.